AUGAAGUCAGGACUUCUGGUCGCCCUUGCCGGCGCCACCGCCGCAGUGACUUCCGUUGCUGCCGCGCACGUUCGCCGUGAGACCAUCAAAGGUGAUGGAUAUCUGAGCAUCCCGGUCGACGAGAUCAAGCCCGAUCUGAGCCACUUGAGCACUCGCGAUGCCAUCGAUGUUAUCAUCGUGAACCGCCAGUACUACUACUCCUUGGGAAUCGAUAUCGGCACUCCUUCCCAGAAGAUCACUGUCCUUCUUGACACUGGAUCUUCGGAGCUCUGGGUCAACCCGGACUGCAGCACCGCUCCUUCCGCCUCUCAGGCUCGUGCUUGCAGCUCCGCCGGCCAGUACAUCCCUCGCAACAGCCGCACCCCGCCCAUCGGCCCCUUCGACAGCCGCAAGCUCAACUAUGGCGAUUCUUCUCAGCCUGACACCCUGACCAGCGCCGAGAUCGCCUACUACACCGACACUAUCUCUUUCAGCGGUUCCGGCAAGAUCACCAACCAGACCUUUGGUGUCGUUACCAAGUCCACCGGUAUCAGCACCGGCAUCCUUGGCCUCGCUCCUGACUUGAAGUCUGGCUACUCGGCCGGCAAGCCCUACAGCCUCGUCAUCAACUCUCUGCAGGAGCAGGGCGUGAUUAACAGCCGCGUCUUCGCUCUCGAUCUCCGCCACGCCGGUUCCGACAGCGGUGCUCUCAUCUUCGGCGGCCUCGACAAGGGCAAGUACAUUGGCAGGCUCGAGCAAGUUCCCAUGUCUACCGGUGCCCGUGGUGAGCCUCGCCUCGCCGUCACGCUGUCCUCCGUCGGCAUGAUCUCCCCCAAGGGCGAUGCCAAGACCUACAACCUUGCCGAUGCUGACAAGAAUGUCAUGCUCGAUUCGGGUACGACCCUUAGUCGCUUGCAUGCCUCUCUUGCCAACCAAAUCCUCGGCGACCUCAAGGCCACGAGUGCCGAAGGCGGCUACUGGGUUGCUGACUGCGCUCUCCGCACUCCCCCCCUCACUAACGGCGGAUCUGAUGCCUACAUCACCUUCCAGUUCGGUCGCAAGACCAUUCGUAUUCCCCUCAGCGACUUCAUCCUUGAUAUGGGCCCCAAGUCCGGUCAAUGCUACGUGGGCCUCGUCAUCACCACCGAUCAGCAAAUCCUUGGUGAUAGUGUCCUGCGUGCUGGAUACUUCGUCUUCGACUGGGACAACCAAGCCAUCCACAUCGCCCAGGCCGCUAACUGUGGCCGGGACGCCAUCGUGGCUAUUGGAAAGGGCAAGGAUGCCGUUCCGUCUUCUGCUGUGGGCCUCUGCGAUGGUCCCUCGGGCUACAGCGACGACGACCCGACUGUGAGUCAGCUACCUAAAGUCUCUACAACAGAGGUUAUGAACCCUGCUACGACGGCGAUUCUUCGUGGUCCUGGCGCUGGCAACGGUCAAACCUUCUCCAUCUCCUUCACAAUGCCAUCUUACGGCACUGUCAAGUCUUCUGCUACUGCUUCUUCUGCUGCCGCUACUUCAGCCGCAACCCAAGAGACUACCAAGACAUUGACUCCCUCUUCUCAGACGACCUCGCCGCACGACACCUCACAGGACCCCGCCUCGACCUCAACCGCGGGUUCCAAUGACUCGCACUCAGGUGCAGUCUCGUGGAGAACCGAGUCGAGAGACCUUUGUCUCGUUCUGGGCAGUGCCAUGACGUUGGCGGCUUUGCUCUGGAAUGUCUAA
Messenger RNA from Colletotrichum karsti, 1704 nucleotides. RefSeq names its product eukaryotic aspartyl protease. Gene Ontology annotation, molecular function: aspartic-type endopeptidase activity. Gene Ontology annotation, biological process: proteolysis. The record is from RefSeq and is a predicted model, not a curated record. NCBI's taxonomy places the organism in Eukaryota, Fungi, Ascomycota, Sordariomycetes, Glomerellales, Glomerellaceae. The transcript has 3 exons. The coding region runs from base 1 to 1704 and encodes 567 amino acids.